AUGGCAGAUUCUUCAUCCGAUGGAAAUGCCGAAGAAGGUUCAGAUGACCCAGAAAGGCUCAGCAAGGAUCUGGCAUUGAUCACAAAAAGAUUCCAGUGUCUUCACAGGAAGAGCCAGUUCCAGAAGAAAGGUUCAAGCAACUCUCGUGGUUCAAAAUCUUCAUCAAAACCUACUGGAGAAUACACCUGCUUCAAGUGCAAAAAGCCUGGACACUUCAAGCGCAAAAAGCCUCUCUGGGAAGCUGAUAUCCGGGCCAGUGGAAGAUAUGACUCUGGCAACUAUCGAGGCAAAAGCAAGAGCAAGAACUACGACUCCGAUGAUGAGAAUAAAACGAAGAAGUUCUUCAAGAACAAGGAAAACUCCACUUCAAAAUCUUCGUCAAGAUCUUCAUCAAGGAACCACUCCAAGUCCUCCUCUGACCGCAAGAAUAACUCUCGCAAGGCGAAGGCGUACAUCGGCAAGGAAAUGGAUUCUGAUGAAGAAGAAUCGUCAGACUCCGAAGAAGAUGAUAAAUCCGAUGAGGAUUCCGACUCUGGCACUGCUGGCAUAGCAUAUGCUUCGUCCCCUACGACAAACUUCUUCGGGAAUCCGUCAAGCGAUGAUGAACCUUCUGCCUACUGCUUCAUGUCCAAGGCCUCAAAAGAAAAGGUAUCCUCCAAACAUCACAAGGUUCACUCCAGUGAUCAAUAUUCUUCUGAUGAGGAUGACCAUGCUAAGUUGAUCAAAAUUGCUAAUAUUUAA
Messenger RNA from Aegilops tauschii subsp. strangulata, 741 nucleotides. The record is from RefSeq and is a predicted model, not a curated record. Lineage: Eukaryota; Viridiplantae; Streptophyta; Magnoliopsida; Poales; Poaceae.